Messenger RNA from Micropterus dolomieu (smallmouth bass), 1501 nucleotides. It is a transcript of the gene cdk5rap1, whose product is annotated as CDK5 regulatory subunit associated protein 1. Gene Ontology annotation, biological process: negative regulation of cyclin-dependent protein serine/threonine kinase activity. Gene Ontology annotation, cellular component: cytosol; mitochondrion. The transcript has 7 exons. NCBI's taxonomy places the organism in Eukaryota, Metazoa, Chordata, Actinopteri, Centrarchiformes, Centrarchidae. Bases 323 to 1486 code for a protein of 387 amino acids. Gene Ontology annotation, molecular function: tRNA-2-methylthio-N(6)-dimethylallyladenosine(37) synthase activity; 4 iron, 4 sulfur cluster binding. The record is from RefSeq and is a predicted model, not a curated record.
AAUUUCUGCCACCGUCACUAAACUAUUAUUAUCACCUAGUAACAUUCAACAUUUUUACCAGCCUAGCGCUUCUUCCUGGUUUCUAUAACGUUUCUUUGGAAUGUGCAGGUACUGCUCUUGAUAUUUCAGACAUCUUUGGCUCCACAUGACACAAGCGCCAAUGUCAUUUACCCGAUGUACCUAGCGUGCAUACAGUAAUCUCUUCAGUAAAAUAUACAAUGGACAAAAUGUCAGCUAAGUCGCUCAGAAAGUAACUUAGCUAACUACAAUAUUUGGUAACGUUAGCUACAAAGAGUUUGCACUUGGAGCUUGCUAACUUAGCAUGGAACACUUCAGGACUUUAAGAUCCUUGUUUAAAGUUACCGUUCCCCAACACUGGAGACCGAGCAAGCGUGUCCAACACAGAUAUUGUUCUAAAUUAGCUAACACCGGUGUCACUUCAAGAGAGAGGAAUGUAACUGUAGACAAGUUCAAGAGUCAGAUAUCCUCUGGUCCAAGUUUUCAGGAUUUCAUCAAAGAGGUUUCAGUUAAUAAGACCUAUGCUGCAGAUGGAGAGCACACUGACAAACACAGUUACCUGUCUGAGGACUUGGACAUGGGUAACUCACGGAAAGUGUAUUUCGAAACCUACGGGUGUCAAAUGAAUGUGAACGACACAGAGAUAGCCUGGUCCAUACUACAGAGGAAGGGGUAUCAGCGCACGGCUGACUUAAGUGAGGCAGAUGUUGUCCUUCUGGUAACAUGCUCCAUAAGAGAAAAGGCUGAACAAACCAUUUGGAAUAGACUACAACAACUAACAGCCAUGAAGAAGAGACUAUUAAAGACCCACGCACCGAUGAAGAUUGGGAUUUUGGGGUGCAUGGCAGAGAGGCUAAAGACAGAACUUUUGGAGCGGGAGAAGCUGGUAGAUGUUCUUGCUGGUCCGGACGCCUACCGGGACCUUCCCCGCCUCCUGACGGUCGCUGACGGAGGUCAUCAGGCAAGCAACGUGCUGCUGUCGUUAGAGGAGACCUAUGCCGACAUCAUGCCUGUCCACCUUGCUCCUCAGGGAUACAGUGCUUUUGUUUCCAUCAUGCGAGGCUGCGACAACAUGUGUAGUUACUGCAUUGUUCCCUUCACCCGAGGGAGAGAGAGGAGCCGACCUGUUAGCUCCAUUCUUGAGGAAGUUCGGAUGCUUUCUGACCAGGGUGUGAAGGAGGUGACCUUGCUGGGUCAGAACGUGAACAGCUACAGAGAUACAUCAGAAGAACAGUUCUGUGGCUCGGACCUGACCAAGCUCAGCAGGGGGUUUAAGACCAUCUACAGAACUAAACAGGGAGGUCUGCGCUUCUCCGACCUGCUAGACCGAGUGUCACGCAUCGAUCCUGACAUGAGGAUCAGAUUCACGUCCCCUCAUCCCAAGGAUUUCCCUGAUGAGGUACGUAAUACACUCACUUUUAAUUCUGCUAGGAGAGCAGGAGCAGCUCGUGUAUGCUGUCAAUCAUAGUUCUUAGAGUGAAAG